Molecule: messenger RNA, 681 nt
Organism: Recurvomyces mirabilis
Lineage: Eukaryota; Fungi; Ascomycota; Dothideomycetes; Mycosphaerellales; Teratosphaeriaceae
Exons: 2
Coding region: 1-681 (226 amino acids)
Source: RefSeq, a predicted model, not a curated record
AUGUCGGGCGCCAGUGGCUCUGGCAGACCACCGCCGUUGCUGGCGGCGCGAGCAUCGAAACCCGACGAUGGAUAUGGCGGUUCGAGACAACCGGGCCAGGACCCUCGGCCACCGGCGUCGAGGCCGAAGAGGACAUUGAUCGAGAGUGCCUGCUCGGCAUGCCGAAAGCGAAAGUCACGAAUACUCGAGACUGAACGCGCAGAGUCUCGCGAGCUGAUGCACUACCUCCAAACCCGUCCCGAGCACGAAGCCCAGGAUAUAUUCCAACGAAUACGAAGUGGCGGCUAUGAAGAUCUCUCCAGCCUGUUACGGCAGGUACGACAAAACGAUGUCCAAUCGCCGUCCGAAAUGAAUUAUGAGACGAUACAACAACAGAGGCCACCGUUCGAGCAACGCAUUUCAGCAUCAUCCUCUGGCGGAAGUGUUGGUGAGCAACAAAGGCUGCCACCAAUCAGAAGUAUGUUUGAUGUAUCCGAUACUCACGGCCACCAUCAGCAGCAGCAACAACAACAGCAGCCGCAACAACAACAGCAGCCGCAACAUCCCCAGCAUAUAAUGGACAUGACCGGAUCCAUGCAAAACUCUUACGGACAACAGCAGGAUCACCGUCAACAUAGUAUGAGCUCGCGCGAUCGAGGCUCAUACUCGAGCUCGGAACAUCCAUUUACUUCCGGUCCGUGA